This is a messenger RNA of Parastagonospora nodorum SN15, 720 nucleotides long. RefSeq lists its product as hypothetical. NCBI's taxonomy places the organism in Eukaryota, Fungi, Ascomycota, Dothideomycetes, Pleosporales, Phaeosphaeriaceae. Gene Ontology annotation, molecular function: protein binding. Bases 1 to 720 code for a protein of 239 amino acids. The transcript is spliced from 2 exons. The record is from RefSeq and is a predicted model, not a curated record.
AUGGAUCCGCGCGAUGGCAUCACCAAGCUGGUAGUCGGUAACGAAGCCGAGAAUGUCCACGUCCAUCAAGGCUUGUUGUGCAGGUCAUCGGAAUUCUUCAAGCGCGCAAUGAAACCCGAGUGGGCUAGCUUGAGGGAAGACCCAAAUACAAUCCAACUGCUCGAAGAUUCGACGAAAAUGGUAGUUUUCUACGUUCAGUGGCUGUAUCGCGAGGAGCUUGUGCUUGAUGUGCCACAUCCCGCAAAAGAAGAUGACGCGUAUCGUGCUGCCAAAUCGGACAUCCUGUACACGAGGCUUGCAGAAGCUUACGUCUUUGGGGAGAAGAUCAUGGACGUCACCUACAAGAAUCAGGUUCUUCGGAAAUUUGUGGCUGUUCAGCGCAACUUCUACUACAGCCCCGGCCCAACUCCGGUAUCCAUUAUCUAUGCAGGCACGCCGAGUGGCUCACGGAUGCGACUCCUCAUUUGUGACUUCAUCGCUUACAGUGUAUCGGGUGACGCAUCCUGGGUUACCCACUUUGAUGGGUACCCGCAUGAAACCCUCGUUGAAGCAAUCAAGUUGAUGAGUACGCUGCGCGAGAGUCCGGAAGAUCGACCGUACAAGGCCGACAUUAAGAAAUAUAUCGAAGAGGAAGAAGCACGGGUAAUUCAAGACUCGCGCUUCGUGGACGAUGAAGCUGACUCGUGGAAGGUUUUCCAAUUGACAAACGGCAAAUACUGA